Messenger RNA from Striga asiatica, 2785 nucleotides. The record is from the annotation of a GenBank genome assembly. NCBI's taxonomy places the organism in Eukaryota, Viridiplantae, Streptophyta, Magnoliopsida, Lamiales, Orobanchaceae.
UUUUCAUCUACGUCAUUUUGAACAUCAAGCGCAGGGUACCGUACUAGUUACGUUAAAAUUAAAGUGUAAACAAGCAACUCUGGCAUAAUUUUUAUUUUUUAUUCCAAUAAUGGGGACUCAAUUAAUUUCAUCCCGUCACUUGUCAACCACUCAUCAAAAUAAUAUCACACCCCCACACUCCACAUGUUUCGAUUCUUUCAUAAUCUGUUACUCAUUUUCUCUCUCUACGCAGUAUGUGAUUCUUUCUUCAUUCUGUAACUGGAAAAAUUCGCCGGUGGAAAAGCAAGACAUGUAUUCAUGCCACACCUCCGCCGUGUUGAUUAGCCCCAAAACUUGUUUGUUCCUGCGCAGAAAUCGAUUCUUUGUUGGCAGGUCCGUUAAAUUCAGGUGCAUCCUGGGUCCGGUCGUGCCGGAAUUCGUGGUCUCGGCGUCCUUGAGCUCCGUUCUCACUUCCGGCAACAUGAUCGCGGCGGCGGCGGCGGCUGCCGGUUCGGGCUCCGUUCAUGGAGCUGUGUCUUCGGCUAUCACGCAAGUGGCUGUGACUGCAGUGGCGAUUGCCUCUGGUGCUUGUCUUUCCACGAAGGUGGACUUUCUAUGGCCUAAAGCUGAUGAGCAACCAGGAUAUCGUGUUCUGGAUGGAGUAGAGGUCACUGGGUAUUCUAUAUUUGACGAUGGAAAGGUUUACCAUCUAUACUUGUACAUGUUUGCAAUCAAUGUGCAGAAGGCAAUUGCGUUUGCUAGGAAAGCUCAUCAUGGACAGACAAGAAAGACAGGAGAUCCAUACUUAUCUCAUUGUAUUCACACUGGAAAAAUAUUGGCUGCUUUAGUUCCACCAAGUGGUAAAAGAGCUAUUGAUACAGUUGUAUCUGGAAUCCUGCAUGAUGUAAUAGAUGACACUUGUGAAAAUUUAGAAAGCAUUGAGCGUGAGUUUGGUGCGGAUGUUGCAAAGUUGGUUGCUGGAGUUUCUAGACUAAGUUACAUUAAUCAGUUACUUCGCAGGCAUCGUAGAAUGAAUACGACUCAAGAUACACUCAGCCAUGAAGAGGCAAAUAAAUUAAGAGCAAUGCUGCUAGGCAUGGUUGAUGAUCCACGUGUUGUUCUCAUAAAGCUAGCAGAUCGCCUUCAUAAUAUGAGAACAAUCUAUGCCCUACCGCCUAGCAAAGCUCAAGCUGUGGCUGAAGAGACAUUAGCUAUUUGGUGUUCACUUGCUUCAAGGCUGGGUUUGUGGGCUCUUAAAGCUGAACUUGAAGAUUUGUGCUUUGCAGUACUUCAGCCUGAAGUAUUUCGCCAGCUGCGAGCGGACCUUGCUUCCAUGUGGAGCCUCAAUACAAAGCCAGGCAAUCUGAGAAGAAUAUCUGCAAAGUCAAAUGCUAGUAUGCAAUUCCAAGAAUGUGAAGAAACUGAUGGACUGGAUGAAGAAUACACAAGCAUGAAGGUUAUGGUUCUUCUGCAAGCAGUCCAUCCAUUUGAUCUCUUAUUGGAUAGAAAAAAGCGUCUAGCUUUUUUUAACAAUCUUGCCACAUGCUCGGAUACUUCCAACAAACCAAAGGUCGUGAGGGAUGCUGCCGUUGCGUUGGCAUCACUAGUAGUUUGUGAGGAAGCUCUGGAGCGGGAAUUAUUUAUCUCAACCUCGUAUGUUUUUAAUAAAGUAUAUGAUGCCCGUGCAUUGAGGGUCAUUGUUGGAGACAAGAAUGGGGCAUUACAUGGACAAGCAGUACAAUGUUGUUACAAUCUACUCAACAUCAUACACAGAGUAGAUAAUGAUGGUAGAGAAUUGCUUGUCGCUGUAAGCUUCGGGCUAGCAGCCUCUGAAGCAGUUGCUGAAAGAAGAUCUCCUUAUCAAUUAAAACGAUGGGAGGCGUAUGCAAAUUUAUACAAAAAGGUGUCUGAUGAAUGGUGGUUUGAACCGGGACAUGGGGAUUGGUGCACCUGCUUGGAGAAGUACACACUUUGCAGAGACGGAAUUUACCACAAGCAAGAUCAAUUUCAGCGACUUUUGCCUACUUUCAUCCAAGUCAUUGAGCUGACAGAGUGGGAAGAAACCGAGUAUUGGGCAGUUGUCUCUGCUGUUUUUGAGGGUAAACCCACCGCCCCUCCUGCACCAAACUCAAGCUAUGAGAAGACUGGGCUUGCUUCUAAUUCAGCUGUGCUGGAUACUGGCAUUAACAACAAGGUACAACUGCUGAGGACAAUGCUUCAAUGGGAAGAGCAACUGCGGUCAGAAGCAGGACUCGGGCAAUUUGGUCCAAACACAAAGUACAGAAAUGUGGGUGCAGUUUCUCUAGAUGAAGUUGCGGUGGUGUGUUGGCCCCAUGGGGAGAUAAUGAGGCUGAGGACUGGGAGUACGGCUGCUGAUGCCGCUAGAAGAAUAGGGUUAGAUGGAAAGAUUGUCUCCAUAAAUGGGCAGCUAGUGCUGCCUGCCACAGAGUUGAAGGAUGGUGAUGUGGUUGAGAUCAAGUGCAACAGCCUAAGAAUGUGCGAAGUAGCGUCGUUUGGGUCGAUUGCAAUAGCCCAAUCGGCUUCGGCCUCGCUCCGCCGACCACGGAGAUGGCGUUGGAGGUGGAGGAUCUGUCUUGGGAGAUUUCAGGGGUUUCACAAUCAUGAAUUUCGGGAAUUUUUACUUUCCAUUCUCAUCAAGACGGAGGAGGUUGAGGACUUUGCCACGCACUACGAAGAUCUCUUGGAGCUUUUUACCGGAAAAGUUGUCGUUGAUGGUGCAGAGUAUGUUGGUGGCCUGUUGAAGGGUAAGGUUGUACAAGUACAUUGUUAUGGAGAAAGAGCUUAG